Messenger RNA from Anopheles aquasalis, 1502 nucleotides. RefSeq names its product ribokinase. NCBI's taxonomy places the organism in Eukaryota, Metazoa, Arthropoda, Insecta, Diptera, Culicidae. Gene Ontology annotation, biological process: D-ribose metabolic process. Gene Ontology annotation, cellular component: cytosol. The record is from RefSeq and is a predicted model, not a curated record. Gene Ontology annotation, molecular function: ribokinase activity.
CGAAUCGUCCUGGAAAUUAAAAAAAAACAAUCGGGAUACGGGUAGUGAUCACUUUUUGUGCGAAGAACAGCUUCCUUGAUCAUGAAGAUCAGAACCACAGAAACGCGUGUUGGGUCAUUGGAUUAUUGGGUCUAGGAGAUUUCGUUGUUCGAGAAGGGAAUGGCGAAGGGUGUAGGGUGAAGGGCGGUAUGCUGAAGAAUAUGGCGAUGCGACCCUUUUGUUGUGAGAGAUGAGAUGUUUACGGUGCUCCGCGAGUUGUACAACUUUGCGAUAAACGUGUCGCCACCUGUCCCGCCCGUUAUCAGCUGUUCGUAGUGCGAGUACCUGUUCCGCGAUUAGUGUCGUGCAAAAUCUCCGAUCAACCUGUACCCCCCAGUGAUCUGACCGCGAGAAAAAAUGUCCUCGGUCAGCGAAUACGACGUGUUGGUGUUUGGAUCGUGCAUUGUGGAUUUUAUAAGCUACGUGCCGCGGUUGCCGCGAAACGGCGAAACGCUACACGGAACACGGUUUGCAACGGGAAACGGUGGCAAGGGAGCGAACCAGUGUGUGGCCGCAGCAAGACUCGGUAGCCGGACGGCCAUCAUCGCCAAGCUGGGUGAUGAUGCUUGGGGUCGCGCCUAUCGCGACGGCCUCGCCGCCGAAGGGAUCAACGUAAGCGAGGUCACUAUCGUGCCAGGCGAAAGCACCGGAAUUGCACAGAUCAACGUAGCCGAUGGUGGAGACAAUCAGAUCGUCAUCGUAACCGGAGCGAACAAACGACUGAAUGCGGCGGAUGCCGAGUCACGGCAUGCUCUGUUGCAACGAGCUCGCAUACUGAUUUGCCAGCUCGAGACACCGCUCGAGGGAACGAUCGCGGCCUUACGUGCUUUUAACGGCAUCUCGAUCCUCAAUGCAGCACCGGCAGAGGAGCAUCUGCCCGAUCCGCUCCUCUCACUGCCGACGAUUUUCUGUGUCAACGAAACCGAAGCCGCACUGCUGACAGGGAUCCCGGAGAUUAACGAUAUCCCACAAGCGAAGACGGCACUGCUCCGACUCCGCGAACUAGGAUGCCGGACGGUGAUCAUAACGUUGGGUGAGAAAGGGGCCGUUUUCGCGGAAAACGGCAGCACCACGGUGUACCAUGUGCGACCGAGCAAAGUGGACAAGGUGAUCGAUACGACGGGAGCCGGAGAUGCGUUCAUCGGUGCUCUGGCUCACUUUAUGGGCCAGCAUCCGGAUGCAGCGCUGGGUAACUGCAUUGCCGCGGCGAACCAUGUUGCCGCCUUGUCCGUUCAGAAACCCGGAACGCAGAGCAGCUUUCCACGUGCGGGUGAUCUGCAGCUUCCGUUGGACGAUUUGAAAGCACUGCAGGACCGUUGGGACAGCGUGUAGAGGCGAGAUGUUGUGAGACGGAUGUAACUAACGCCUCAUGCACCGUGGUCAGUGGUUUUCAGUAGCAUUUUAUUACAAUUAUUUCAAUUUUCAAAGAAUGCAGCAGCAAUAAAGUGUCCCCUUAACACAAA